AUGGGUCAGGCUCCCAGGACAAUUGCCCAGGAAGUACCGGACAUAAUUCCCCCACCUGGUUGCUCCAGCGGCAGCUGCUAUCCACCCACUGGCAACCUGAUUAUUGGCCGUGGUCAGAGUCUUCGAACCUCAUCCACCUGCGGUCUCCAUGGCCCUGAACGCUACUGUAUUGUCAGUCUCCUGCAGGACUCGAAGAAUUGCUUCUUCUGUGACUCUCAGGACCAGGGAGGCCAUAGCAUUGAGAAUGUGAUUUCCCAGAGUGGCCAGAAUAGCAACAGGACCUGGUGGCAAGCGGAGAGUGGUGUUGAGAAUGUCACCAUCCAGCUGGACCUCGAGGGUGUCUUCCACUUUACUCAGCUGAUCAUGACUUUUAAGACUUUCCGCCCAGCAGCAUUGCUCCUUGAGCGCUCAGUGGACCAUGGCCGCUCCUGGCAUGUGUACCGGUACUUUGCUCACAACUGCUCAGGCCUCUUUCCUGGGAUCCCUUCUGCCCCUGGCCAAAGAGGCAGUGACCUCAUCUGUGACCAGCGUUACUCAGACAUGGAGCCUGCUACUGAGGGCAAGGUGAUUUUCAAAGUUCUGGAUCCAGAUGUUCUGGAGGAGACCCAAACCAAAGUUCUGGACCCAAACAACCCCAAGAUCCAGGAGCUCUUGCGUGUGACUAACCUUCGUGUCAACUUCUCCAAGCUGCACAUCCUGGGUGACAGGUCUCAUGGGAGUCUCAGAGGACACCCCUAUUACUACUAUGCCCUCUAUGAGCUUGUGGCCCUAGGCAGCUGCCUAUGCUAUGGCCAUGCCACUGAGUGCAUGCCUGCCCCUGGGGCCCCAGCCAACGUGGAAGGCAUGGUGCAUGGCCUUUGUGUCUGCCUCCACCAUACUGCUGGUGCUCACUGUGAGCGCUGCCAGGACCUGUACCAAGACCACCCAUGGCGAGCAGCAGAGCCUGGGCAUCCCCACACCUGCCGCAAAUGUGAGUGUCAUGGGCAUGCCCACAGCUGCCACUUUGACAUGGCCCUGUAUCUGGCAUCUGGCAAUGUGAGUGGAGGCGUGUGUGAUGCAUGUCAGCACAAUACAGCCGGGCGCCACUGUGAGCUCUGCCGGCCCUUCUUCUACCGAGAUCUCCAGGAAGAUCUCCAUUCCCCACAUGCCUGCCGACCCUGUGACUGUGACCCUGUGGGUGCCUUGGAAGGGGGUUUGUGUGACCCCCACACAGAUGAGACCCUUGGCCUCCUCUCUGGGCAGUGUUGCUGCAGAGUCCAUGUCUGGGGUCAACGCUGUGACUCCUGCCAGCCUGGUCACUACGGCCUGAGCCCAAACAAGGCAGAGGGCUGCCAGCCCUGCAGGUGCGACUCCCGAGGACAGAUCCCUGGACCUCACACCUGUGAUCCCUCCAGUGGUGCCUGUCACUGCAAACGUUUUGUCUUUGGCCGGGACUGUAGCCGUUGUCUGCCCGAGUUCUGGGGUCUGAGCAGUGACUCUCUAGGCUGUCGGCCCUGUGACUGUGACUUUGGAGGCGCUUACAGCAACAGGUGUUCUGCCAGGGAGGGUCUGUGCUCAUGCCGCCCGCACCUGCGUGGCCGCCGCUGCCAAGAGCUGCAGUCCGGGUACUUCUGUGCUGCCCUGGACCAGGCUACAGCUGAAGCUGAGCUUGGACAGAACCUUCAGCCCAUGGACCCUCGGUUGCCAGUGAGUGUCAAGCUGAACCAGCAGUGGAAGGAUAUCAAGACCAGAGAAGAGAGUGUCCCCAAGCUCCAGCCACCCACCCUGGUCGGCUCCGACCCCGACUUUGGAGACAGCAUGAUCCUCAAGUAUGAUAUUGUCCUGCGCUAUGCAACUCAGGUCAGUGACAUGUGUGCCAGGGCUGUGGUUCUAUCCGGACCUUUCUGCUUUGAACCAGGAAUAUGCUACUCCAUAACUCUGCGUCUAUGGUGCACCAGAGGGGUGCGAAGGCCUGCGGGGAGCACCAUCCUGCUGGAUUCAAUUGUGCUCGUGCCACGGGUGAGUGAGUUGCCUGGGCUGAGAACCGUGGAUCGUGGGGCCCUGGGGCGCUUGCAGGAACUCCACAAGGCAGGUUGUAUGGAGGCCACAAGAAUGGGCCCCUCCAGCCCCAUGCCUGAGGCCUGUUCCCGCCUUAUCUGCAGCAUCUCGGUCCUGCUCCACGGGGGUGCCCUGGCCUGUGAGUGCCACCCCCAGGGAUCACUGAGCACUGAGUGUGUCACGCUGGGUGGCCAGUGCCCCUGCCGUCCUAACAUCAUCGGUCGCACCUGUGACCACUGCAUGCCGGGGACCUAUGGCUUUGGGCCCAUCGGCUGCAGUGAGUGUCACUGCCAUCUCAAGGGAGCCACCAGUGCCAUCUGUAACCCUAGGAAUGGCCAGUGCACAUGUCGGGCAGGCCUGGCUGGUCGCCGCUGUGACCACUGUCUCCCAGGUCGGUGGGGUUUCCCGCAGUGCCAGCCAUGUGCGUGCAAUGGGCAUGCUGAAGCAUGCCACCCACUGACAGGGGUCUGCCAGUUCUGCCAUGGUGCCACUGUGGGCCGGCACUGUGAAAGGUGCCUGGACGGCUACUAUGGAGACCCUACCCUGGGGUCAGGCCAGCGGUGCCGGCCCUGCCUCUGCCCUGGACCCCCCGGCUCUGGCCUUUAUCAUGGGAGCUCCUGUCACAUGAACAAUAUGAGUGGACAUGUCGUGUGCCUCUGUGCACCUGGCUAUGCAGCCUCCCUUAAUUCUUCCCACUGUCUGGACAUAGCAGUCACAGCCUUGGAGCAGCAUGAGCGACUGGUGGCAGGGCUCCUGCCCCAGGUAACACUGGCCAUGGAUGUGACCCCGGCCCUGGAGCAUCUGUCUGGUGCGACUGUGGCCCUCAGGACCCGUGUGGCUCUGAGUGAUCGGCAGGUUCAGGAGGCAGAAGAACGAGCAGUACAUGCCACUUCCCUGGCUGGGAUCCUGAGCAAGGAGUUGCAGGUGGUCAGGUCCGGUGUGACGGAGUUGCAGGAGGGCACCCAGGAUUUGAUGGCCAUGAUGCAGAAUGCAAGAGAGCGAGUGCAGCGGGCACAAGGUGAGGCCCAAGAGCUGAUGAAGCAGAUGCAGAACAGCUGGAGCCACCUGGAGGGGUUGGAGCAGCGCCUGGCACAAAAUGAGCGGGCACUGGAGGAGAAGGUGGCCACUCUGUGGGCAUUGGAGCAGCAGGCAGCAGAGCUGCUGAAGCACAUGCAGCUGUGGGCCAGUGCACAGGCCACCUGCUGA
This is a messenger RNA of Sorex fumeus (smoky shrew), 3243 nucleotides long. Its product is annotated as laminin subunit beta-2-like. The record is from RefSeq and is a predicted model, not a curated record. Gene Ontology annotation, molecular function: extracellular matrix structural constituent. The coding region runs from base 1 to 3243 and encodes 1080 amino acids. Gene Ontology annotation, cellular component: laminin trimer. Lineage: Eukaryota; Metazoa; Chordata; Mammalia; Eulipotyphla; Soricidae. Gene Ontology annotation, biological process: basement membrane assembly; cell migration; substrate adhesion-dependent cell spreading. The transcript is spliced from 24 exons.